UACUUUAUACGUGUCGUACUGCGUGCUACUUUCACAUUCGUUUUGUUAUUUUCGGGCUGAACGCAGUGCAUCCUGUGCCAACAACACAUCCAACACCAGCAUCAACAACACAAAAUGGCUCCACCACAGAGAAUGCGCGUCGCCAACGAAAAGGCUAGCAAAUAUGUGACGAUGCGUGGCAAUGUACCCAAAUCCUCGAAAGCGAAAGAAGGACAAUAUCCGGUUGGGCCCUGGCUAUUGGCGUUGUUCAUUUUUGUUGUGUGCGGAUCUGCGAUUUUCCAAAUAAUCCAAUCGAUUCGAGCUGCGUAAACUUAAAAACAAAAACAAAAUUUAAAGUUAUAUAAGCAACACACAUACACACACGAACCACAGGUCUGACGUCUUUUUCCCAAAAAAUGAACCCUCGUAACUGAUUCCAGCUCCAACAUGGCUUUUCAGGGCUUUCCAGAGAUCACUGAAUUGCAUGCCUGCAUUUUGAUAUACGAUAUGCAGAAUAUAAGUCCAUCUAUUUGUAUUUUUUAUUAAUUAUUAAGCUUACAAGAACCGAAUAAUAAGUGCGCCUAUAUUGUUAAAGCAUUCCUGCGAACCGCUCCGCGCUCAAAAACUAA
Molecule: messenger RNA, 608 nt
Organism: Drosophila grimshawi
Lineage: Eukaryota; Metazoa; Arthropoda; Insecta; Diptera; Drosophilidae
Product: stress-associated endoplasmic reticulum protein 2
Exons: 3
Coding region: 115-309 (64 amino acids)
Biological process (GO): endoplasmic reticulum unfolded protein response
Cellular component (GO): endoplasmic reticulum
Source: RefSeq, a predicted model, not a curated record